AUGAACGCAGAAAUAUCAUAUCGUCCGAGUCUCAUAACGACGACGAGUAAAGACAAUAAUAAUACUUCAUUGAUGUCGAAAAAAUGGGAGGAAGUCAAUUCUGGUUUGGUGUCCGGGAGCAAAUCCAUAGAAUCCCUCGUCACGGAGCAAAACAUUGAAAACAUCGAGAGAAAUCUGGGUGGAAGAGAGAGAACGUCGCGAGAAGGUUCUCUCACGGGUAUCAAAGAAGACAUAUACGGAGAGGAACCCGAAACGGAUGAGCCGGCCACGUAUAGAAUAGGUCGGACGAGACACAAUUCCAUCGUGGGAAUCGUAAACACUUUUAGAAAGGAAAAGAGAGGAUCGUCCGGCGGGAUUUUGGAUGAGAAAAGAGGGAGGAGAAAAUCGUGGCAAGCGAGAUUCACUCAUUUGCCGAAAGAGAAAUUCGGUAAGGGUGAUAGGAAAAGGAAACAGGGAUCGGGAGGAGAUGGUACCACGACCGGAAAUGAUUCAUGCGAAACUUCGGAAGGUUCGGCAAAAAUUUCACCGCCCAUUUACGAUAGAGUCAAGAGAAAAUCCUGGUGGAACAUUUUUGUCCCCGAUGAUUUUUCAUCCAAGGAAGGAAAGAAUGAAAGAAAUUUAAUUCCGGUAUCCAAAGGUAUUGAAUAUUAUGGGGCACCGUCGUUUAAUAAAUUUAUUGAUGUUUACUAA
Molecule: messenger RNA, 690 nt
Organism: Pediculus humanus corporis (human body louse)
Lineage: Eukaryota; Metazoa; Arthropoda; Insecta; Psocodea; Pediculidae
Exons: 2
Coding region: 1-690 (229 amino acids)
Source: RefSeq, a predicted model, not a curated record